Myotis brandtii (Brandt's bat) is the source of this 1329-nucleotide messenger RNA. RefSeq names its product ferredoxin 1 (gene FDX1). Gene Ontology annotation, biological process: positive regulation of oxidoreductase activity; P450-containing electron transport chain. The transcript has 5 exons. The coding region runs from base 316 to 765 and encodes 149 amino acids. The record is from RefSeq and is a predicted model, not a curated record. Gene Ontology annotation, molecular function: 2 iron, 2 sulfur cluster binding. Gene Ontology annotation, cellular component: mitochondrion. NCBI's taxonomy places the organism in Eukaryota, Metazoa, Chordata, Mammalia, Chiroptera, Vespertilionidae.
UUUGCUCUGCCAGGAGCCGCGGUGACCUUCGCGAGGUGCACCCCGUGGCGGGCCGGGCCGGCAGGGCUUGACGGGCCUUUCUCCUGCGGCGUGAGGACUUUCUGCCUCCAGAUCCAUGUCGGAACGUCCACUUGUCGGGGAACAUCCACCCCGUGCCCGGGCUCCCGCCGUCUCCCAGCCGAUGCCGCGCCGAAAGCCCUGCGCCGAGCGGCGAUUCGGGUUGUGCAGCGGCUUUGCCGCUCCCCGUCCGCUUCUGCAAUCUCGACGCGUCUCCGCGCCCCCAGUUGUUUUACUUAUAUUCAAGUUUUCUUUGAUAUGGACUAUUACCAUCUGCUGGCAGUAGUGAAAAUUGCAAUUAAUUAUUUUAAGCUGAAGUACAUCUUUUCAAUUGUGAGCUCAGAAGAUAAAAUAACAGUCCACUUUUUAAACCGUGACGGUGAAAUACUAACAGCCAAAGGAAAAAUCGGUGACUCUCUGCUAGAUGUUGUGAUUGAAAAUAAUCUAGAUAUUGAUGGUUUUGGUGCAUGUGAGGGAACCUUGGCUUGCUCUACCUGCCACCUCAUCUUUGAAAAGCAUAUAUACGAGAAAUUGGAAGCAAUCACUGAUGAGGAGAAUGACAUGCUUGAUCUGGCGUACGGGCUAACAGAUAGAUCUCGGUUGGGCUGCCAAAUCUGUUUGACAAAGUCUAUGGACAAUAUGACUGUUCAAGUACCAGAUGCCAUGUCUGAUGCCAGACAAUCCAUCGAUAUGGGCAAGAACUCCUAAGAUAGAAUAAAUGGGAAUAUUUUCACAAAAUGUUAACCUAUUUUUAUAAUUAUUAUUUCUUAAUUAAAUGAGAGCAUGGAUGAAUGAGUUUACUAUGAUGACCUGCUUUACUACUUUAAUUCACCUUGUAUAAUUACUGAAUUUUGUAGUCCGAAAGUAUGCAAUCUUUAUUUUGUUUAAAUUAUAAAAAGCAAAUCAAAUAUUAGAAAACAUAUGAUAAAAUGGCACAUAUUUUACCUUAUGUUUGUUUAGCAACUUUAGCAAAAUGUUUUCAUAUAAUUUCUAUGCCUAUUUGCCUAUAAAGUAGGUUUAAAAAGGCACUAUCCCUGUGAGAUGCGGGUGAAGGCAGAGAUCCAAGAGUGAAUUAGAAAAUCUGUACCAGAAUUCACAUCCUGUUACUAUAAAUUUUACAAAUUUAAUGUUUAGAUUGAAACUGGAGAAAUUAUGAAUAUCUUAUUUAUAGUGGUAAUUAGUGUGAAUGUGAAUGGAAAAAAACUGUUGCUUCAUUCACUGAUUAAUUUCAAAGACAGUUGUAACCUUAUAAAUAAAUAUUUCAAAAUUUUA